AUGUUUCCUACCGAGGAAGUCUCUCAAUUUGAUGAGAGGAGGACCUUGUUGCUUGGUGCUUGUAUCGGCUAUGAUUCUAAAUGUGAUGAUUACAAAAUCCUAAGAGUUUGUCAACGUGUUAUAACGGCACCCUCCUCUUAUGGGACGCUCAAUACUUAUCAGUUGUAUUCGUUCAAAGAGGAUUCUUGGAACCAAAUUGAUCGUGUUGCUAAUCCUGAUGAUACAUCUAAGUCUAGUUUUCAAGCUGCAUUUGUUAGAGGUAAAUGUUAUUGGUGUGUUGCGCUUGACAGAAUUGAAUCGUGGGAUUGUAGUGAGAAAACCUUAUCUUACAUGGAUUUCCCGCCAGAGCGUCGUAUCACUAGAUAUGGUCAACUUGUCCAGAUUAAUGGUGGAGAUUCGUUAGGUUUUGUUGGAUUUUCGGAUCGAGAUCCUAAAGUCGGUCAUGAUUAUGAGCUUUGGGUAUGGAGUGAAGAGUUAAAGAGGUGGGAUAGACAGUUUAGUGUCUCUCUUGGUGGUGCUGUGGGUAGACCAGUGGGGACUAUAUUUGGUACAUUCUUAUUUCUUCAUGGAAUGACUGGCACACCGGAUGAGUACAUACGUCGUCUAGUAGCUUAUGAUUGGAGUAAGGAAGCCUGCAAGGAACUCGGUAUUCGUAAUUAUCGCUUUAGAAUCAAUGUCCUUUGUGAUGUCGAGGGCACCGUUGUACUGCCCUGUGGAAAGCAUGGAAAGCCAAUCUCUAGAUCCUCAAUUAUUAAUAAUCCUCCUAUCGUCACGGUCGGCCCUCCUGACCCGUCCGAAAAGUAUUGCAUUUGCGGUUGUCAUCGCGGGACGAGUUCGAGGGACAGUUCAUUGCUACAUGAAUUGAAAAAUGUGCCUGAUUGCAUUCAUUGUGGUGCAAGAAUAUUUGAAUAUGAACCUCCUACUUUUUGUUGUGAUAAUGGAAAAGUUAAACUUGCAUUUUCUGAAGUUCCUACGCAGUUGGAUGAAUUGUUUACAGCCCAAUCAGAAGAAGCUAUUGAUUUCAGAAGGAAUAUUCGUGCUUAUAAUAGUAUAUUCUCAUUUACGUCGUUUGGUGUAAAAUUGGACAAAGAAUUGGCAUCUGCAAGACAGGGAGUUUAUUAUUUUCGAGCACAAGGCAUGGUUUAUCAUGAUCUUCCUGGAUUGAUGUAG
Molecule: messenger RNA, 1170 nt
Organism: Salvia miltiorrhiza (redroot sage)
Lineage: Eukaryota; Viridiplantae; Streptophyta; Magnoliopsida; Lamiales; Lamiaceae
Exons: 3
Coding region: 1-1170 (389 amino acids)
Molecular function (GO): protein binding
Source: RefSeq, a predicted model, not a curated record